Molecule: messenger RNA, 598 nt
Organism: Lacerta agilis (Sand lizard)
Lineage: Eukaryota; Metazoa; Chordata; Lepidosauria; Squamata; Lacertidae
Product: NXPE family member 1-like
Source: RefSeq, a predicted model, not a curated record
UAUUUACCUCCUGGGAGAUUCAACUUUGAGAUAAUGGAUGUGGUAUAUCACAAGUAAAACCCAUUCAUUUCAGUAUUUUGACCUCCAUGGAACGGGUAAGCAGAAGAAUAUGAUGGCUCUGGACAUGAACAGAAACACCCAGAUCCUGUGGAAGAAGCACAGCCACCCUUUUGUCACCAUCCUGGAAUACAGGAUGGCAGAUCACAGCUACGUUGCUCGGGACAUUGACAACAUGGCAGGCAACAGGGACACAGUGGUUGUCGUCUCCCUGGGCCAGCACUUCCGUCCCUUCCCCAUUGAGCUCUUCAUUUGAAGAAUGAUUAACAUACGAGGAGCCAUCCAACGUCUUCUCCAGAGGAGCCCAAACACAAAAGUCAUCAUCAAAGCGGAGAACACCCAUGAGAUGUCAAUAGACCAGGAGCUUGGGGACUUCCAUGGUUAUGCCCAAUACCUUGCACUAAAGGACAUUUUUCGAGAUCUGAAGGAGGGCUUCAUUGAUGCCUGGGACAUGACAGUUGCCUACGCCACAAACCUGGUUCACCCACCAGAUCACAUGGUCGCGAGUCAGAUUGAUAUGUUUUUGUCUUGCAUAUGUUAA